AUGUCGGCCAGACUUAAAAGAGUGUUAGGAAAAUUGGUUUCAAGAUGCCAAACAGCCUUUGUUCCAGGUAGAAGUAUAUCAGAUGGGGUGUUGAUGAUAAAUGAAGUUUUGGAUAUGGCAAAUAGGGAGAAAAUGAGUUGUUUGGCUUUGAAGGUGGACUUCAAAAAGGCCUACGACUGCUUUGCAGAUGAUACUAUCUUGGUGGUGGAGGGAAGCAGUGAUAAUAUUUGGGUGAUGAAAUCCAUUCUAAGGUGGUUUGAGAUGAUGUCGGGUCUGAGGAUUAAUUUUCAUAAGAGCAGAAUUUAUGGUGUUCAAGUCAGUGAUUGGUUGUUGGAAGCGGCAUCUAAUUUCCUAUCGUGUGACAUUGAUCAUUUACCUUUUAAGUACCUUGGAGUCAAUUUCGGGAAGAGUCCUAGAAAGUUGUACAUGUGGAAAAGACCUCAUCAACCAAUUGAAGUCAAAGUUGACAGUGUGGAAAGGCAGUUAUAUCUCAACAUGGCUAGUCGUGUGGUUUUGAUUAACGCGGUGCUAAACGCUAUUCCCAUAUAA
Messenger RNA from Vicia villosa (hairy vetch), 549 nucleotides. RefSeq lists its product as uncharacterized. The transcript has 2 exons. The record is from RefSeq and is a predicted model, not a curated record. Bases 1 to 549 code for a protein of 182 amino acids. NCBI's taxonomy places the organism in Eukaryota, Viridiplantae, Streptophyta, Magnoliopsida, Fabales, Fabaceae.